Molecule: messenger RNA, 1506 nt
Organism: Myxocyprinus asiaticus (Chinese sucker)
Lineage: Eukaryota; Metazoa; Chordata; Actinopteri; Cypriniformes; Catostomidae
Product: protein-L-histidine N-pros-methyltransferase-like
Molecular function (GO): protein-L-histidine N-pros-methyltransferase activity
Source: RefSeq, a predicted model, not a curated record
CAGGAAGUUUAAAUGUAACACGUCUGCAAAAAGACUCCACUGAUUUGUCCCAAAUGUAUUUGUCUUGUGGAUUUCACUUAACAAAGAUGUGGCCGCCUAAACCGCACCACACCUUCAGAUGAGGUCAUUUUCUGCGCCUGGGUGCUGUUUUACGUGUCCUUUCUACUGGCAAUGCGAAGGAUGUGGACUGGAAAAUAUGUUCGCAGUCCACUUGCUCGUACUCUGUUCAUGAACAUGGUGACUGAGUGUGACAUUACUGGACAUGAUGCCCAGAAGUGGUAUCAUUGCUGUCCAGACAUGCUUGGAGAAAAAGUCCAGUCUGUGUUUGUGCAGAGCCAUCUGGAUGCUGAGACGCAAGAUUUUCUCCGCAGGAGUGUAGAGAAAUCCGGUUGGCUGUUCACCCAACUGUACCACUCGCUGUUCUCCACCAUUUUUAGCCCCAUUAUUUCUCGAACAUCGAUCAAUGGCUUUCUGGGACGGGGCUCCAUGUUUGUCUUUUCAAAGGACCAGUUUCGACAUCUCCUCCGGAUCAGUCCGGAAUGGAAAGCGGAAAGACUGUUGGAUCUGGGAGCCGGCGAUGGGGGAGUCACAGAAGUGAUGGGCUCUCAUUUUAAUCAGAUAUAUGCCACAGAAGUCUCUACGCCUAUGAAAUGGCAUCUCCAAAGAAAGAAUUACAGCUUGUUAGGAAUAGAUGAAUGGCAGAGAACAGGACUCCAGUAUGAUCUGGUCAGCUGUCUGAACUUGCUGGACCGGUGUGAUGAACCUCUAAAACUUCUGCAGUACAUUAAGCAAUCCCUGGUGCCAGGAACAGGGCGGCUCAUCCUUGCAGCUGUGCUGCCUUUUCAGCCUUAUGUGGAGACAGGUGGGAACUGGGUACGACCAAAGGAGUAUAUCAAAGUCGAGGGCAAAAUGUGGGAAGAACAGGUGACAUACCUGACCACAGAAGUGUUCCAGAAGAUAGGGUUUGAGGUGGAGGCGGUGACACGCUUGCCAUAUUUGUGUGAGGGAGAUAUGUACAAAGAUUACUAUGUGCUGGAUGAUGCAGUAUUUGUGUUAAAACCUCAAGAUUGAAGUUAUGCUUAUGUAACUCUUGUGGCAGUGCAGUAAAAUCAAUUUCUGUUCUUGAUCUGAAUUGUUUUUUAAUAUUAAAAUUAAAAGGGCUUAAUUUACCGCUAAGUAUAGAUGGAUGAGGUUAUGUGUCUGUUAUGUCUCAGGAAAAUGAAAACUUUGAGGAACACAUUAUACUUUGUUAUUCCAACUAAUGAACUGUACUGUAAUUGUACUGAAGGUGUAGGAGGCACUUCCUGUUUAUGAAAAAGCACAAAAAAUACAACAUAUUAGUUUUGUGAAUAUGGGGGUAUUAAGAACUCCAAAUCUCUUUCUUUGGUUUUCUUGGUGACAUACAGGUGCAUCAACAAAUUAGAAUGUCGUGGAAAAGUUCAUUUAUUUCAGUAAUUCAACUCAAAUUGUGAAACUUGUCUAUUAAAUAAAUUCAGUGCACACAGA